GUACUAGCUUGUUAGUACACACACAUCUAAACAUGUAUAACUUUCCUUUACAAUGUAUUCUCAGGGACACAAGAAACCUAAAAAGUUCAUAGCAACACAAGGACCACUGCCAGGAACUCUGGUGGACUUCUGGCGUCUCAUGUGGCAGGAGAGACCACCCAUAAUAGUCAUGCUCACCAACCUCAUGGAGAACAACAAGAUCAAGUGCGAACAGUACUGGCCAGAGUCUGGGAAGAAGCAGUUUGGACCAUUCACAGUGGCCAUUACAGAUCAGCAGAUACUGGCUGACUACACCGUCAGAACACUGGAGGCUUCAUUGGAUGGAGACCGCCGUGUGCUGAGAGUCAAGCUAUUCCAUUUCACUGCCUGGCCUGAUCACGGUGUGCCUGACUAUGCCACGCCCAUUCUUGCAUUCCAUCGUCGGGUCCAGUCCCAACACAAGCCAUCGAAAGGUCCUAUUCUGAUCCACUGCAGUGCUGGUGUGGGACGCACAGGCACUUACAUUGCAAUCAAUGUCCUCGAUCAGAUCUCAGCCGAGGGUCUCAUCGAUAUUUCCGGUACCAUUGUCAAAUCUCGCAACCAGAGGAUGAAGCUUGUACAAACACAGGACCAAUAUGUGUUCAUCCACGAUGCUAUCCUGGAGUCAGUGACGUGUGGAGACACUCAGAUCAGUGCAGGAGACCUGCGCAGACAGAUACAGAAGAUGUCAUUAGUGUUCCCGGGAAAAACCAUCUCAGAUUUCCAAUACCAGUUCCAAAUUCUGGAACAAGUUACUCCAAAUCCUAAAGAAGUUCGAAGUCCUAUUGCUGUUAAUAAUGCUGCCAGGAACAGGAACAUGGACUACCUGCCACGUAAGGACUGCUGCUAACUGUGUACAUUAUAUCCAUUCAC
This is a messenger RNA of Halichondria panicea, 891 nucleotides long. Its product is annotated as receptor-type tyrosine-protein phosphatase T-like. NCBI's taxonomy places the organism in Eukaryota, Metazoa, Porifera, Demospongiae, Suberitida, Halichondriidae. The record is from RefSeq and is a predicted model, not a curated record. Gene Ontology annotation, biological process: protein dephosphorylation. Gene Ontology annotation, molecular function: protein tyrosine phosphatase activity.